AAUUCUAUAAAUAAAACGAUGGUUGGCAGUUCUGUCUUCUGUGCACAUGGAUUUUCCGCUGUGAAAAUUUUCCACGGCGAGAAAAAUGACGGAUCUCGUGGAGAAUGGCGCGAGUGAGGUGGAGAAAAGUGUUGAGGUGACGGCGAAUGGAGAGGACUUGAAGGCGUCUUAUGAGAAAUUGGAGCAAAAUCUUCAAAAGCGCACGACAGAGAAUGAGAUUCUCAAGUCGAGGAUAGCGUGUCUGGAGAAGGAGAUGAUCAGCAAAGCGGGCGCACCGAAGGCGAACAAGACGGAGUGCCAGAAGGAUGACAUCCUGACGCACGCCAAGGAGUUGCUGUUCGAGAAGACGAAGAUCUGCAAGCGACAAGAGCAGCAAAUUGAGGCGCUGAAGAUUCAGAUUGACUCCAUCAAGGAGGUGUUGGCGGUGUCAAAGGAGAUUCUGGAGAUGAGAGAUCUGGAGAGUUCGCAUCUGCAGGAGCAAGUGAAGACGCUGGAGACGCGCCUAAAAGCGGAGCGUGAGCAUCACAUCAUCACGCAGAAGAAGCUCAUCAUCUCUAAGCGAAUGUUGACUGAUGUUCGCAAGGAAUACGAACUGCAGAAGAGCAUCUUUGCCGAAUUGCGGGAUUCUUACAAGCGCAAGAUUGAGAUUCUCACGUCGGAGCUGGAGAAGUACAAGAGCAAGGGAAGCGCAGUGGAAAAUCAAGUGGAAUAAAAGUUCAAGCACGAGA
Messenger RNA from Phlebotomus argentipes, 728 nucleotides. RefSeq lists its product as uncharacterized. Bases 86 to 712 code for a protein of 208 amino acids. The transcript has 2 exons. NCBI's taxonomy places the organism in Eukaryota, Metazoa, Arthropoda, Insecta, Diptera, Psychodidae. The record is from RefSeq and is a predicted model, not a curated record.